Molecule: messenger RNA, 1689 nt
Organism: Dermatophagoides pteronyssinus (European house dust mite)
Lineage: Eukaryota; Metazoa; Arthropoda; Arachnida; Sarcoptiformes; Pyroglyphidae
Molecular function (GO): nitric-oxide synthase binding
Source: RefSeq, a predicted model, not a curated record
AAACAAACAAAUUUGAAAAAACUCAGUUAAUGAAUGAAUGAUGGUGAUGAACACAUAACUGCACGCACUCAAAGAAAUUAUAUCAAGUCAGGGCAAAUAGAAUACGUGAUUUUUACUGUUGAUCAAAUUGUGAUUUUGACUUUUGUUUCGACGUCCAGAUUUUAAAGUUUUUUUUUGUUUUUCCCUCAUUCAAAAUGAGAUUACGAAGAAGAAAAAAUUAUCGAACAUUAGAAGAUGCUUUAUUCGAUCAACGACAACCACCAAGAACUGUGGAUGAAUUUCGUAUGGGUAUUACAUUUGUGGUUAAACUUGUUGGUUGUGGUACUGUUCCACGUCCAAAUUCAAGAAUGGAAAUUGUUUCUGCAAUGCGUCGUAUCCGAUCGGAUUGUCGUUUACGUAAAGAUAAAAAACGUAAAACUAUUCUAACAGUAUCGGAUGAAGGUGUACGAAUAGCAUUAUCAUCGAAUGGUAAAAAUUUCCUUCAACAACAACAAAAACGACAAUCAACGAUAAUGAUGUUGACCAACAACAACAACCGUCGUAAUUCUACCAUAACCACCAAUAAUGCAUUACCAUCAACAACAAACAACAAUCUAAUCAUAACACAUCAUCCAAUACAUAGAAUAUUCUACGUAUCACAUGAUUCAUCUGAUUUACAUAUAUUUUCUUAUAUUGCGCGUGAAGGUAGUAUAUUUAGAUGUUUUGUAUUUAAAGCUGCUAAACAGUCAUUAGCAAUCAAUAUUGUACGUACAAUUGGACAGGCAUUUGAAUUAUGUCAUAAAAUACCAUCACCAUCAUAUGAUAAUAAUCAAUCAAUGAAUGGACAAAUUAUUAUGGAUACAAAUACAAUCAAUGAUGAUAAUCGAUCAUUGAAUCAUCAUCAUCAUCAAAAUCAUCAUCAUCAUAGACCAAAUAGAAUCAAUUAUGAAGAUAUUAAUGGCAAUAUUGAUAACGACAAUAAUGAUGAUAAUGGUAAUGAAUUAAAUGAUGAUGGUGAUAUUGAUCAAUCAUCGAUCAUAAGGAUGAAAAGAAUGGCAAGAUCAAAAUCACCACCACCAUCAAAUUUACGUAAAAAUAGUAAAGAUUUAACAUUCAAUAUGGAACAAAUGAUUAAAGAUGUUGAUUCAAAAUUGGAUAAUCUUUCAAAUAAAAUUGAAUUAAUGGAAAAACAAAUUUCAACAUUAUUAUCAUCAAUGACAAUCAAUAAUAAUGGCGGUGGAUUAUCGUCGACUAUUACUACCCAUCCUAAUUCUUCUACAGCAUCUUCUUCUAGUAUUAAUCCAAGAUCAAUGAUUAUUAAUGAUCGAAAUAAUGAUGACCACAAUCAUCAUCAUCAUCAUCAUAACCAUCAUCGAUCUUAUUAUCGUCGAUCACCAACAGUACGUUUUAGUGAAUCAGCUGAACGUAUGUUUAUACAUAAUAAUCCACGAGCAUCAUCGAUUAUAUCGACUGAUACGGCAAGUGAUACAAAUACAAUUAUUGCAAGUGUUGAUGAUUAUAAUGAUGAUGAUGAUAAAAAUCUUACAAAUAAAAAAAGGCCAAAAUCAAAAACCCUUUAUUCACCUGAUUCAUCAUCAUUAUCUAAUCAACAACAACAAAAACAACAACUUAAUGGUCAUUAUAAUUAUUAUCAACCAAAUAUACCUGGUUCUUGUUUAUUAUUUAAAGAUUUAUAUUAGUGUUACUUUU